Messenger RNA from Colossoma macropomum (tambaqui), 987 nucleotides. RefSeq names its product IFI30 lysosomal thiol reductase (gene ifi30a). The record is from RefSeq and is a predicted model, not a curated record. Bases 91 to 795 code for a protein of 234 amino acids. Lineage: Eukaryota; Metazoa; Chordata; Actinopteri; Characiformes; Serrasalmidae. Gene Ontology annotation, molecular function: oxidoreductase activity, acting on a sulfur group of donors, disulfide as acceptor. The transcript is spliced from 7 exons. Gene Ontology annotation, cellular component: lysosome.
AAAGGAGGAUAAAAAUGAGGUGAAGGGAAGGUUCACUCGGAUUCGGCGGACUCGGAGAAACUGAGAGGGAAAGAGGGGAAAACUGGGAAAAUGUGUGCCCUGAAAGCUUCACUCCUGCUGGCUGCUCUCUGCCUCUGGCUCCGGUGCUCAUCUGCGGACAAACUCGGGGUGCUGGAUGAGGGUUUGAGGUCUAACCUGACGAAGCCGAACGCUGCGGCGGUGAACAUCAGUCUGUACUACGAGUCUCUGUGUCCCGGCUGCCGACAGUUCCUGGUGGGGGAGCUCAUGCCGACGUUCUUCAUGCUGAGCGACAUCAUGAACGUGGAGCUGGUUCCGUUCGGGAACGCGCAGGAGAAGAAGAUUGGAGACAAGUACGAGUUCAUCUGUCAGCAUGGAGCAGACGAGUGUCAGGGCAACAUGAUCGAGACCUGCAUGCUGAAUAAAAUGGGAAUUUAUGCGUAUUUGGUGAUAAACUGCAUGGAGAUGGCCAAAGAUGUGCUGAAUGCAGCGAAACCGUGCGCCGAUCUGUUCAGUGAUGUUCCGUGGAAGACCAUCGACUCCUGCGUGACCGGAGACGAGGGGAACAAACUGAUGCAUCAGAACGCUGUGAAGACCGGAGCGCUGAAGCCGCCGCACGAAUACGUCCCCUGGAUCACCAUCAAUGGAGAACACACUGAAGACCUGCAGCAGAAAGCCAUGAGCUCCCUCUUCAACCUCGUCUGCAGUUUGUACAAGGGAGAGAAGCCGGCCGCGUGCACUCUGGGGAUGAAAGGGAAAAAGGGAAGUUUCUGCUGAUCCGGUUUUCCUCUCGGAUUCUCCGUUCUGCUGCAUCACUUUCAUAAUCAAUCAGUUUUUAUAACCUUUCAGUUUAAACAGUGAAUUCACUUCAUUAGACCUAAUCCACAGUUUCAGUGUCAGGAAUGCUGUGAAGGUAUGAAGCACUUCAGCAGAGUGUGGUUAUUAUUUUAAUAAAAGAAUAAAACCUCA